Gadus chalcogrammus (walleye pollock) is the source of this 2401-nucleotide messenger RNA. RefSeq names its product neuropilin and tolloid-like protein 2. Lineage: Eukaryota; Metazoa; Chordata; Actinopteri; Gadiformes; Gadidae. The record is from RefSeq and is a predicted model, not a curated record. The coding region runs from base 428 to 2401 and encodes 657 amino acids. Gene Ontology annotation, molecular function: protein binding. The transcript is spliced from 11 exons.
GAGAGAGAGAGAGAGACGGGACUUAACACUCAGUAACAUAGCGGUGCAUGCGUACAAGGAACUCAUUCAGGCGAAGCGGCGCCCAGGGCUUAAAUGAGCUUCGUUUAGUCGCGUCUCUCAGUUCCGCCCCCCGCUGAGCGUCCCACCCAUGCGUCUGUUGGACGCCUCGCACUCGUCAGAGAAGCUGGACCGUUCAUUUACUACCACGAGCUGUCGACGGCGCGGUGGCUGAUGGAUACGUUGGUUUGAUUGGAAUCGGAUGGUCUUCUUUUGGUCGGCGAGGCUUUUGUCUAGUGAUGGAAUUAUUCGCAUCGGAGGAUAGUUGGAUUUUGUGAAGCUCGUCGGAUCCGUACAGAGAUGAGCAGAUAAGAAGGUCCAACGUCGAGGUUUCAUCUGGUGCUUAUUAGCGCACCGCGCGGUAGAGGAGAUGCUCAGAGCGUGGAUUCUGGUCCUCAUCGCAGAGGAGAGCUUCGCUCUGGCCCAGAGAAGCAAAGAGGACCCUAUGAACCACGGGGGUCAGAGCCCGGCGCAGAACGCUUGCGGGCCAUGGGUCCGCAACAUCAACGGGGGGGUGUUCGCCUCGCCCAACUACCCCAACACCUACCCCCCCAACAAGGAGUGUGUCUACAUCCUGGAAGCCCUUCCCAGGCAGAGGGUGCAGCUGGCCUUCGAUAAGAGCUACUACAUCGAGCCAUCCUUUGAGUGCCGCUUCGACCACAUCGAGAUCCGUGACGGGCCCUUCGGCUUCUCGCCGCUGAUCAGCCGGUUCUGCGGGGGGAAGAACCCGGGCCUGGUGACCUCCACCGGCCGCUUCAUGUGGAUCAAGUUCACCAGCGACGAGGAGCUGGAGGGGCUGGGCUUCAGGAGCAAGUACACCUUCAUCGCUGACCCAGACUUCCACCUGCACGUGGGGGGCCUUCUGAACCCCAUCCCAGAGUGCCAGUUUGAGAUGGCCGGCUCUGACGGGGUGAUUCGGUCCAGUCAGGUGGAGGAGCAGGACCAGGUGAAGCCAGGAGAGGCUCUGGACUGCAUCUGGAUCAUCAGAGCUCCACCCCAGUCUAAGAUCUACCUGCGCUUCAUGGAGUACCAGAUGGAGCACUCCAACGAGUGCAAGAAGAACUUUGUGGCAGUGUACGACGGCAGUAGCGCCAUCGAGAACCUCAAGGCCAAGUUCUGCAGCACGGUGGCCAACGACGUGAUGCUGGACAGCGGCGUGGGCGUGGUCCGCAUGUGGGCCGACGAGAAGAGCCGGCUCAGCCGCUUCCGCAUGCUCUUCACCUCCUUCGUCGACCCUCCGUGCUCAGCAAACACGUUCUUCUGCCACAGCAACAUGUGCAUCAACAACUCAUUGGUGUGUAAUGGGGUUCAGAACUGUGUCUACCCCUGGGAUGAGAACCACUGCAAAGAAAAGCGCUACAAGGGGCUGUUCCACCAGAUCACCCGGACCCACGGCACUGUCAUCGGGGUCUCCUCGGGCGUGGUUCUGGUUCUCCUCAUCAUCUCCAUCUUCGUCCAGAUGAAGCAGCCCAGGAAAAAGGUGGUGGCACGGCGGCCUGGCGUCUUCAACAAGGCAGGCUUCCAGGAGGUGUUCGACCCGCCCCACUACGAGCUCUUCUCCCUGCGGGACAAGGAGGUGUCCUCCGACCUGGCGGACCUCUCUGAGGAGCUGGACAGCUUCCAGAAGCUGCGGCGCUCGUCCACGCUGUCGCGCUGCGUCCACGAGCACCACUGCGGCUCGCAGGCCUCGGUGGUUACAGGGGGCAGCUGUGGAGGUGGAGGUGGAGGCAGCAGCAGCGGCAGCAUGAAGCACAGCCGCACCACCCUGAGCUCCAUGGAGCUGUCGUACCACAACGACUUCUCCAAGCCUCCGCCCAUGAAGACCUUUAACUCCACCUCCAGCUACAAGAAGGGUUGCUACGGCUACAAGCAGCACCCCCAGACUCAUGGGUGUGACCAACAGGCGGAGGACCGCGUCCUGGAGGAGAUCCCCUGUGAGAUCUACGUACGAGGGGGGGGAGGAGGGGGGGGUACCGGAGGGGGAGGCAUCGGGGGAGGGGUCGGCCUCGCGGGAGGAUUGAGUAUGGCCAGUGCAAGCAACAUGGUGGGGGGCAUGGGAGGGGGUAUGGGUGGGGGCAUGGGAGGGGGUAUGGGUGGGGGUAUGGGUGGGGGUAUGGGUGGGGGCAUGGGAGGGGGUAUGGCUGGGGGCCUGGGAGGGGGUAUGGGUGUGGGCAUGGGAGGGGGUAUGGGUGGGGGCAUGGGAGGGGGUAUUUCUGGGGGCAUGGGAGGGGGUAUGGGUGGGGGCAUGGGAGGGGGCUGUGGGACCCUCAGUCUCCGUGGCAACAGCACCCGCAACAGCACCAAUGUGGUGGACCAGCAGCGUACGAUGUCCAUGGACUUCUAG